UUCUAUAAAAGAGCAAUGCUCUGACUCUUUUCUUCUCACAUACGAGAGAGAGAUGGGAUCAGUGGGUGCUGAAAAGCCUCACGCCGUUUGCAUUCCAUACCCAGCACAAGGCCAUAUCAAUCCCAUGCUAAAACUAGCUAAGCUCCUCCAUUUUAGAGGCUUCCAUAUCACCUUUGUCAACACCGAAUACAAUCACAAACGCCUACUAAGGUCUAGAGGCCACGGUUCUCUCGACGGCUUGACCGAUUUCCACUUCGAAACCAUACCCGACGGCCUCCCACCAUCCGAUUCUGAUACCACACAAGAUAUCCCAGCCCUCUGCGACUCGACUAGCAAGCACUGCUUAGCCCCAUUUCGUCAUCUCCUAACAAGUCUCAACCAAACCGACGGUGUACCUCCUGUAACUUGCAUAGUCUCCGAUGGGGUUAUGAGCUUCAGUCUACAAGCAGCUGAAGAGCUUCACAUUCCCGAGGUUCUCUUCUGGACGACAAGCGCCUGCGGUUUCUUGUGUUAUCGCUAUUAUUGCGAACUCAUCAAAAGAGGAUUUACUCCAUUAAAAGAUGAGAGUUACUUAACGAAUGGAUUUCUCGACACCCAGAUCGACUGGGUACCGGGUAUGAAGGAUAUUCGUCUCAGAGAUUUCCCAAGCUUCAUUCGAACAACGGAUCCCGACGAUAUCGUUCUCAACUUUGUGGACAGAGAAGCUCGUAGGGUUUCUAAAGCAUCAGCACUCAUUCUAAAUACAUUCGAUGAGAUGGAACAUGACGUUCUAGAUGCUAUUAAAUCCAAGAUUCCUAAUACUUACACCAUAGGUCCCCUAUCCAUUUUAUGUGAUCAGUUGCCGGAGAGCCCGUUGAAGUCGAUAGGAUCGAAUUUGUGGAAGGAGGAGAUGGGUUGUCUUGAAUGGUUAGAUUCAAAAGAGCCUGGAUCGGUUGUUUAUGUAAAUUACGGUAGCAUCACUGUAAUGACGGCCCACCAGAUGAAAGAGUUCGCAUGGGGGCUAGCGAAUAGCAACCAUCCAUUCUUAUGGGUCAUCCGGCCGGAUCUUGUAGCGGGCGAGUCGGCAAUGCUGCCACAGGAGUUUAUGGAGAUGACCCACGAAAGAGGACUGCUCGCAAGCUGGUGUCCGCAGGAGAAAGUGCUGAAACACCCUUCGAUUGGAGGGUUCCUAACUCAUUGCGGGUGGAAUUCGAUGCUGGAGAGUGUAGGUGGUGGAGUGCCGGUUUUAUGCUGGCCGUUCUUCGCUGAGCAACAGACGAAUUGCCGGUAUGCAUGCACUGAGUGGGGGAUUGGAAUGGAAAUAGACAACAAUGUGAAAAGGGAUGAAGUGGAAGAGCUGGUUAGGGAAUUGAUGGAAAGAGAGAAAGGGAAGGAGAUGAAGAAAAAGGUAAUGGAGUUGAAGGAGAGUGCUGAGAAUGCUACCAAGAAAGGAGGAUCUUCUUACGUCAAUUUGGACAAAUUAGUCAAUGACGUGCUUCGCGCUGUUGUUUGAUUAAUUACUCCCAUCCAAAUUCAUUGGCUGUUAAUCCUUUUGUUUCACUUCUUAUGGCCGGAUCCAGCGCCUCCACCUACUAGGUCCACAUGCUGAGAUGCCUCAUGAUUUGAACCGUCCAUAUUUUAUCAUUGCUAUAAAUAAGCUAUUACUUAAUACUUAUUAUGAUCUUAAUUAAAAAAAAAAAAAAAAAAACGGUGUCUUUUAUUUGCUAUUUGCUGUAAUAUGAUUGGGCAUAUUAUCGCAUAUUAUAUUUAGUGAUGACAUAUACCAAUCACAAUGCAGUAAAACACGAUCUCCCAAUCUGUGACAGGCAGAGAUCGAAUUGUCUUGUUUUCUUAUACUAAUCCCGGUCUUACCUUUGACCAUAGGACAAAAUGAGGUCUUUGCUCAUGGCUCAGUAGUAGACUCAAGAGUUUUAACACACAGAUCAUGGGUUGAGAACUCAUCGUGGUGUGUGUAUGGGUGUGAGCGUUUUAAAAUAAAUAAAUAAAAAUAAAAUAGGAUUCUUUUUUUUUAUUU
Messenger RNA from Magnolia sinica, 2014 nucleotides. Its product is annotated as 7-deoxyloganetin glucosyltransferase-like. Bases 53 to 1492 code for a protein of 479 amino acids. The record is from RefSeq and is a predicted model, not a curated record. Gene Ontology annotation, molecular function: UDP-glycosyltransferase activity. The transcript has 2 exons. Lineage: Eukaryota; Viridiplantae; Streptophyta; Magnoliopsida; Magnoliales; Magnoliaceae.